AUGGAUUCAAAGACGGUAAAAGUUGAUAAGGCUCAUGCAGUUUGUAUUCCAUGCCCAAGUCAAAGCCACAUAAAGGCCUUGCUUCAAUUUGCAAAGCUUCUCCACAGCAAAGGUUUUCACAUAACCUUUGUCAACACAGAAUUCAACCAUCGACGUUUUCUGAAAUCUAGAGGCCCCAAGUCCUUAGAUGGCUUGCCUGACUUCCAAUUCAAAACAAUUCCAGACAGCCUUCCUCCAUCGAAUCCCAAUGCUACCCAAGACGCUGAUGCUCUUUGUGAAUCCAUUAUGGAAAACUUCUUGGCUCCAUUUUCAAACAUCCUCCUCAAACUCAACACUGCAAUUAAUGCUUCAAACAAUAAUCCUCCAGUCACUUGCAUUAUUGCAGAUGGUUUCAUGCCAUUCACCCACACUGCCGCUCGAGAGCUUGGAAUCCCCAUUGUAAUGCUCUUCACCGUCUCUGCUUGCAGCUUAAUGGCUUUUAUGCAGGUUCCUUCUCUCAGGGAGAAAGGCCUCAUACCCCUUAACGAUGAGAGUUAUCUGACAAAUGAGUACCAAGACACAGUUCUAGACUGGAUUCCAGGUAUGAGAGAUAUUCAAUUGAGAGAUCUCCCAACUGUUAUUCGUACUACAGAUCCAAAUAACCCUUCCUUCAAAAUGGUUAGUCAAACAGUAGAGAUAGCUCCCAAAGCUUCAGGAAUCGUUGUUCACACAUUUGACGCGUUAGAGCAGGAAGUUUUGGAUGCUCUCUCCCCAAUGUUUCCUUGUGUAUAUGCCAUUGGCCCUCAGCAACUACUACUUAAUCACUCACACAUUAAUGACCCUCUAAAAUCAAUUGGGUAUAGUUUGUGGAAAGAAGAAAAUGAGUGCCUUAAUUGGCUCAACUCUAAGGCACCAAACUCAGUGAUCUAUGUGAACUUUGGUAGCAUAACUGUCAUGACACAACAGCUGUUAGUUGAGAUUGGUUGGGGACUUGCAAAUAGCAAGUUCAUGUUUUUAUGGAUAAUUAGGCCUGAUUCAAUUGUUGGUGAUUCAGCGAUUUUGCCACCUGAGUUCGUGGAAGAAAUUAAAGGAAGCGGACUAAUAUCUAGUUGGUGCCCUCAAGAGGAAGUGCUUAACCACUCCUCCAUUGGACGGUUCUUAACUCACUGCGGGUGGAAUUCAAUUAUUGAAAGCAUUUGUGCAGGAGUGCCUAUGAUUUGUUGUCCAUUCUAUGGGGAUCAGCCAACAAAUUGCAAGUAUGCUUGCAAUGAAUGGGGCAUUGGCAUGGAGAUUGAUAAUGGUGCCAAGAGAGGGGAAGUGGAGAAGAUUGUGAGAGAGUUGAUGGAGGGCAACAAGGGUAAGAAAAUGAAGAAAAAGGUCAUGGAGUUAAAAAAAUUAGCCGAAGAGGCCACUGGUCCACAUGGGUCUUCAUCCAUCAACUUAGACAAGUUGGUGAAUGAUGUUCUUUUGUCAAAAGGAUAG
Molecule: messenger RNA, 1461 nt
Organism: Corylus avellana
Lineage: Eukaryota; Viridiplantae; Streptophyta; Magnoliopsida; Fagales; Betulaceae
Product: 7-deoxyloganetin glucosyltransferase-like
Molecular function (GO): quercetin 7-O-glucosyltransferase activity; quercetin 3-O-glucosyltransferase activity
Source: RefSeq, a predicted model, not a curated record